AUGGCCAUCACAAGUCAUGCUCCUUCAAGUCAGUUGGCUGUUGCUUUUGGGUGUCGUGUACAAUUGUUUCAAUACGACGUUGAAACACAAAAGUGGAAAUAUAACUCGGUGAUUGAUACGAGCAAUAAAAUCACAAGCCUGGAUUGGAGUUUAGACGGGCGAUUAUUAUUAGCUGGGGAAAAAUUGGCAAUAUGGCAAUAUAAAGAUUCUCAAUGGAACGAAUUAUGGACAGUGACACCUGCUUCUAGGAUUAUGUUGGCUCAAUUCUCUCCUAAUAAUACCCUAUUUGCUACUGUUGGACAGUUUGAUCAAUUGGUGACACUUUGGUAUCGCACUGACUCUAUCAUAGAAUCGACCUUGACUUAUGACUUUAUAUAUCUAAAUCAUCCUCGUGAUGUUACAUACUUUGCAUGGAGGCAUUUACCAGCAGAAAGCGGAUCAUCGGAUUGUACCUUAUAUACAAUGUGUCGUGAUGGAGUAGGUAGAUUUUGGAGUCCUACUGAUAUCAAUUUGCCUCAUCGACUUUAUAUGUGUGCCGUCAUUGAUCCAAGUCAAUCUCUAGUAACAGCUGAUUCGUCGGCAUCCAUAUGCUCAUCGUCUCAUAAUUCUAUGAUGACCACUUCUACGUCUGAUGACUAUUCUACCAACAGUAGCAACAACGACAAUAACACUCAUCAUAUGGAAGAAUUCUCACCGAUUCAUUAUAUCGAUUGUGAUGAAUUACGAAAUGCCAUAAAAGUCUACGAAAUCCGUCAAGCCAAUGCUCAUCACCGUCAUCAUCAACAUCAUCAUUAUUCACUAGAUCAGCAAUUGGAAAAAGUCAAGAAUUUGAUACGUGAUACACCAGACUUACUCUUUCGACUACAACCAGAUGGAUCUAUUAUCUUUUGGGGUGUUCAGUAUCUCAAUUCAUGGCCUCGUCGUAUACCAAAAACCUUUGUCAUACUUCGAAUCGAUCAAGCUGUAGAUCCUAAAGAUGGUGCCUUCUUUUUAAACAAAGUACAUAUAGUCCAUGAUCUGUCUCAUAUUCAAUCCUUAUCAACCAUUAAACCUGUUGAGUUAUCAAUUGUAGCCAAGAAUUCUCAUGGUGAAAUCAGAUGUUAUGGUCUGAAUUUGGUGGAUUUUUUAGAUUCGACCUCUUUUGAACCUCGACUUCGACUUAAAUACUCUUGGGCAGGUCAUCAACAGCCUAUCACCAAUAUCAUCCAAACUCAAGGCAACCGAUUUUGCACGAUCAGUACUGAUGGACAAAUCAACUUGUGGAACUACGGAUUAUACCAGACAUCAGGACUCCUUACGACACAAUUGCUAUUAGAUCGCUCAGUACAAGUACGUCAUGCUGUUCUCUCAGUGCCAAUCGACAAUGAUAGGCUAUUCGCGGUUUACAAUGGGAAACAAGUCUUGAUUUACGAAUUCGAUAGCCUAGAUCAUCAUCUUCAUCAGCAUCAUCAAGAAUUGCCAAUGUAUGAUAGUGCUGCACCAUUGUCUUCACUCUUUGUUCACGAUAUUGAUGAUCAAGAUGAUAGCAACCACACAUCCCGUUUGAUGACGACAUCAGCUUCCUUUAGUUCAACCGAUAUCUCAUCAUCAAAACGAUACCUCCUUUUUGGUUUAUCAACAGCCACAUCCAAACUAUUUACUUGGGAAAUUAAUGAUAUUGGACUCUAUGGUAAGAUAUGCAACAUUGUAUAUCGAGGAUGUCAACAUAUGUCAUGGGAAGUGGAACCCACUGUGGUAACACCAACUAGGCAUCAACGGAUGAAUGGUACAGCAGCCAAACUUCUUCGCAAGUUAGCGACGGGAUCAACUUCAGAACAAUAUGAUAACGACAGCAGUGAUGCGAAGACAACGGUAAUGACCCUGGAUUUUGUGGUUGGAGUCAAGUCCAUAUUAUACUUUUACGGCAUCCAAGACGACCAGAGUGAUCAGCAUAGGGAUACAAAAUGGGAUCUGCUUUAUCAAUUAGAUACUGGACUGGAAAAUAUUUUACAAGUGUGUUGUGCGAGUAGCAAUAUUGCUAUUGUAUCUUCGGUGGGUGAUAUAUAUAGACUUUCUAUUUGGAUGGAAAUAAGAACAAAUGUAGCUCCCUGCUUUAUCAAAUCUUUUGAAUUUAAUGAACGUAUUCAAGAUAUUGCAUGGUGUAUAUCCUCAGAUGCUCAGUUCUUUUUGGCCGUUGCUUUUCAACAUCGAGUAUCCAUUUAUGGUCAGAAGAGGGCCACUCAACUCAAGGAUGAUUUAGACGUCUGGACACUUUAUACUGAAUUUGAUGUCGAUACUGAACAACGUAUUUCUGGUGUGAUAUGGGUGGCACAUGGUGGUCUAAUAGUAACAGCUGGGAAUCAAGUUCGUUCUUACUUGAAAUGGUUGACAGUUCAAGAGGAAGAUACAUCUUUGAAAAAUACCGCAAGUCUUUAUGAUCUCUCUUAUGAAAACAAUGGACCGCUUUCUCUGUACCAUCCUCGACAUCUUUUACAUUACUUGUUAUGGGGCAAAGUGGAUUUGAUCAAUACCGUACUACAAUCACUCUUACGAUUCCUUCGACAGGUGAUAGAAACAGAUUUUGAUCAUCCGGUUGAAUUAGCACCUCCCUUCUCAUUGGAAAAGAUAUUAGCACUACAAAAUAGUGAUACUCUCAAGAUCAAGCCCUCGCAACAACAACAACAACAACAACAACAACAACAGUACAAUGCCUUAUUCGGUGGAUCCGACAAUGAAAACCAAUCUUACGCAUUUGAUGAUGACAGUGACGAAGAUUUGAGUCGACCUUUAUCCAUCAUGGAAGCUGGUCAACUGAAAGAUAUGUUGAAAACACGACAGCUGCCUGGAUUAUCUGAUAAUGAACGAAUGCAUCUGCUUGCUAUGAUUGAUAGCUUUGUGGAGAUCUCGAAUCAAGGUGAAGCACUGGAUGAAAAUGGUGCUCGAUUUACUGCGUUGCUUGAAAACCACUUCCAUUUGAACAAGAUGCUUCCUCCUGAAGAACAAAAAAUGGACUUGGAGUCACGGGAUAUUGCUUAUGCUCUUCAUAGUCAAUCACAGGAUAUACUGUUGGAACGGUGUAUUCGACUUUGUGGUGGGAAACUAUUAUGGCAGGAUGCAAGAUCAUUAGGACUCUUCUUAUGGUUACAAAAAAUAGAUGUUGUGAAAGAACUUUUGGCUUCCAUAGCAAGAAACACUUAUUUGGCUAAAGAAGACCUCAAGGAUCCGGUUGACUGUACUCUGUUCUAUUUGGCAUUACGAAAAAAGUCAUUGUUACAAAGCUUAUGGCGAACAGCUACUUAUCAUAAAGAACAACGGGUGAUGAUCACUUUUCUGGCGAAUGAUUUUACUCAACCUCGAUGGCAAAAGGCCGCAGCCAAGAAUGCAUUUGUAUUACUAGGAAGACAACGUUUCGAAUAUGCUGCUGCAUUCUUUUUACUGGCAGACAAACUCAAGGAUGCUAUCAAUGUGAUUUUGAAAAAUCUGAAGGAUUAUCAAUUGGCUAUUGUCAUCUGCCGUGUAUAUGAUGGUGAUGACAGUCCGUUACUCAAGGAUAUCUUGAACAACUAUGUGAUACCUCUUGCUAUUGAAACAAACGAUCGUUGGCUUCUUACCACUGCUUAUUGGCUUCUUGGAAAUAAGCAUGACGCUGUUCGAUCCAUUAUUGUACCAUUAUCACAAAUCAAGCUAGCUGGUUCGACAGAAUUGAUUAAAUCAGAAUCUCAAACAUCUAUUUUCAAACUUGCUAUAUCAGAUCAACAAGAUAAGGAAGUGAAGGAAGAAAAUGACUCUGCUGCGACUGUGAACGAUCCGACUCUUUUCAUUUUGUAUCAACACGUGAAGCAACAUGUUCUACAACUACACAAAGGUUUGGGAAUACCAUAUGAAUUGGAAUACCUCUUCUCUCUUCAGGUUAUUCGUGCUUAUGAACGCAUAGGUUGUCCUCUUCUCUCUUUGUAUGUUAUGACUCGUUACCCUAUGAAGUCACCAUCUCCUAACAAAUUGCAAGCAACGAUAAUCAAUAACGACAACGGGGAUACAUCUUUAACAAUAACAUCCGAUGAAAAAACGUCGUCCCGGGCAGCUGAUCUCUUUGCUGACGAUGGUAAUGACAUUUUCGCAUCCACUGGAAAACAGUCCAAAGCAGUGGAUCUUUUUGCAGAGGAUGGGGAUAUCUUUGCUACCGGAAAACAAUCCAAGACGACCGAUCUCUUUGCUGAUGAUGAUAUAUUUGCCGAUCUCAAGACAAGGACUCUAUUAGAAAAUGAUGAUGAUAUACAAGACAAUCUCAAAUAUUUAUCUUCUUCACAAGAUAUCUCUGAAAGUGAGACAAUAGAAGAUGGAUAUGGAGAACUUGGAUCUUACAAAGGUUUGCUGGUUAUUCGUAUACUUCAGACGAUUUUCCACUCUGCUGCUGCGAUGUGUCACUCUAUUCCUGAUAAGGUGUUGAUAUCUAAGUAUCGUCAACAAUAUCUCGACAAUCGACAAGUACUAUUUGAUCUUGGUGAAAAAAUCGGUAUCGACAAAUCUCUAUUAUCCAAGCUUCUUAUGGAAAAAAGCAUUGAAACUGAUGUGUUCCCAUUGUACCUCCAAAUUCUUGACAAGUGUGUACCUGAUAAUUUCAAUAUGCCGUACUUUCUGACAUCAUUCCAACUGGGGUGCUUCCAAAUCUUUCAGGUGAUCACCAUUCGUCCAUCCUUGGAUUUAUCUGCUUUGGUAUUUAUUGAAAACUGGAUCGAUGAUGUGAUAGACACUUUUUCUAUAUGGAAUCGAUUGAUGAAAGAUUAUUUGCCAGCCAUGUACAAAUCAAAUCGAACAUUCAAAAUUUGUUUAGAAGCCUAUGUAUGCCUGAUCUUGGUGACGACAAAACAACGCCAUUUUGAAAAGACUUGGACAUUAUUAUAUCACUUUACUGACUUCAUGGAUCAUAUCUAUACGGAAGAUCCGACCAUGGUAAUCACUACAUUAUUUGAAGACAUCUUGAAGCAUGAAGCGAAAUUGGUUGAAAUGGACCCAGAAGAUUUUGAAAGUUUCUCUGAUGAAAGUUUGUUCGGUUUCGAUCUCAAUGAAGAAAAAUAUAAACCAUGGCAAGAUUUUCAAGAUCAUUCAAUUGGUGCAAUCGUACUUGAAUUGGCUUCUUUGAAUGCGGUUUUAUCUAAUCUUGAACAAGGAAUGCAUCACGCCAAAAACAAUAAAAUCAACAAUUCUGAUGAUCUGGUGGAUUUUGUUUGGACUACUCUUUUGGAUCCAAUAGCUUAUCGUGCUCAUUGUUUACAAUCUAAAAUGGAAAACGAAUUAGACCAUGAUCUUACAAGAAGUAAUAUUUUAAAACAUUUCAAGACACUUCGACAAAAGAAAUAUUGGCACUCUCUCAAGACAUUAUUUCCAGAUACACAUUUAUUACCAUUUGCUCAACUCUCUCCUCCUGAAAUAAACGUUUUAUCUGGUGAACCACAUCAUCCUCAUUCCAAUACCGUUUACAAUGCAGGUACAACGAUUCAUGCAUUCUGCAUUAACUUGAAAACUGGAACCAAUGGUAAACUAGGGGAUAUAGUGGCUGUUUGUACCAAAUCGGAAAUUCAAGAGAUUGAUAUGAACAAUGCUCAAAGAUUUAGUGCUCCUCUACAUCGUGCUGGAUCAACCUCAUCCAAAGAUUGGAAUAUGCACGAAUUUGUGGAAAGUUAUCCUGACACCGAAGAAGAAAUGGAUUCUGUUACUUCCGAUAUGGAACCAGAAAGGGACCCUCAUCAUUCUCAUCAUCACCCACAUACCCAUCAUCACAACAACAACAACAACAACAACGAUAAUAAUACGGCAGUCAAAUCACCUGUUGGAGGUAAACGACAUGGACUUCAUCAUCAUUCAUCAUGUGCUUCUACCAAAUCCAGUACCGCAUCUACCCCGAUCUCUCCUAUGGCAGGUCGAUUGUUACAACCAGAAGAUAGAAUUCAAAAUUCAAGUUUUGACAAUUUGCAUGAAACUCUCAAAAAGUCAUUGGGUGUAGGAAAAGAAGGCUCGGAUGUUUCAAGAUCACCUACUGGAAAUAACUUUAGUUUUUAUUUUAUUCUUUUAGAUAUCACUGGAUGCGAAGUGACAAAUGACGGUCCUAGUGCAAUCUUAUGGCAAUUUGGUCAGGAACGUGAAAUCACCAAUUAUUAUGGUUGUCGAGGUAAAGUGACAAGAAUUCAUUUUGAUGCCUUCGGUCAAAAAUUUGGUGCUGGAGAUACAACUGGAUCUUUAUGUCUUUGGAAAUUUGAUUCUCAUGCGCAACCCAACAAACCCUAUUAUACAACCAUGUGUCAUUCAAAAGCAACAAGGGACUUUACUUUUUUGAAUUCUAGCAGCUUAUUGGCCACGGCAGGAACAUCGGUUACGAUGAGUAGAAAGCGAGAUCAUUUAUGUAUAUGGGAUCCUCUUUUACCUCCUUCGUCCUCGAUGGUGUGUUCAUUACCAGGACAUGAUAAUGGAGCUUAUGCUAUAGCGUAUGAAGGUCAAGGUCAUCUUAUUUUCUCAGGUGGUAAACGUGGUGAAAUUGUUGUUUCGGAUAUUCGGCAAAGGUCAACAAUGCAUACAUUUACAGCACACUCAUCUCGGAUUCGAUCAAUUGCUAUUGAUAACCAAAACCACACCUUAAUUACUGGAUCCAUUGAUGGUGAACUCAAGAUUUGGGAUGCAAGUACAUAUAAACUUCAACAAACAUUCGACAUUCAACCUCGGAAUAGAUUCCUUGCUCCAAGUUUUAAUAGGAUUCCUGUAAGUGAUUAGGUUAACGAGGGAAAUGGACACUCAUCUUUUUUUUUUUUUAACUUUCUAGCUCAAGGCGUUUGGUGUUACACAGAUACAAACCGUAGAUAGUAGUAGUUAUAUUUAUACUUCAGGGCCAGGCGGCAUUAUCAGAUGUACUAUGUAGUUUAAGGAUAAAAAAAAAAUAAAAAAUAAAACAUUUUGUGUAUGAUAUCUUAUUGAAAGGA
Molecule: messenger RNA, 6947 nt
Organism: Halteromyces radiatus
Lineage: Eukaryota; Fungi; Mucoromycota; Mucoromycetes; Mucorales; Cunninghamellaceae
Product: RAVE protein 1 C terminal-domain-containing protein
Exons: 36
Coding region: 1-6741 (2246 amino acids)
Biological process (GO): vacuolar acidification
Cellular component (GO): RAVE complex
Molecular function (GO): protein binding
Source: RefSeq, a predicted model, not a curated record